GCAUUUGUGCGUAAAAUGAGAUGGCUGCACACAUUUUCGAAUUUUAUUUUCUUUCCCUAAAUUUCUAUUUUUCAUUCUAUUUUCACGCUGACGCUUUCGUAAAAUAAUGGAUAUGGAAGUCGAUGAGGCAAUAUCUGGUACUUCUUCUUCAAGACUUGCACCAAUCGAAGAAGUAAAACCAACUCCAAAGCAAAUUAAACGCAUUGCGGCUCACAGUCACGUCAAGGGACUCGGAAUUGACACAGAAACACAAGAAGCUCACUAUGAGGCUGCUGGAUUCGUUGGCCAAGCACCCGCCAGAACAGCUGCAUCAAUUGUAGUUGAUAUGAUUCGAUUGAAGUGUAUGGCCGGACGAGCUGUAUUGAUUGCUGGACCACCCGCCACUGGAAAAACUGCAAUCGCGCUUGCAAUGUCACAGGAGUUGGGUGACGGCGUUCCAUUUGUGCCACUUGUUGCAAGCGAGGUCUUUUCCAAUGAAGUAAAGAAAACGGAAGUGCUCAUGAGAAGUUUCAGAAGAGCUAUUGGUCUGCGUGUUAAGGAAACCAAAGAUGUGUACGAGGGAGAAGUUACAGAGUUGAGCCCCGUCGAAGCUUCAGAUAAUUCCGGAAUGGGAAAAACCAUCUCUCAUCUUGUCCUUUCUUUGAAAACAGCAAAAGGAAGCAAGCAACUGAAAUUGGAUCCAAGCAUCUAUGACUCGAUUUUGAAGCAACGAGUAGAAGUUGGUGAUGUCAUCUAUAUUGAAGCGAACUCAGGAAUCGUUAAACGAGUUGGACGGUGUGAUGUAUAUGCAUCUGAGUUUGACCUCGAGGCUGACGAGUUUGUGCCAAUGCCGAAAGGAGAUGUUAGAAAGUCUAAAGAUAUUGUUCAAAACGUGUCUUUGCAUGAUCUGGAUAUCGCAAAUGCCCGUCCACAAGGACGUCAAGGAGAUGUUAGUAACAUUGUUUCACAGCUGAUGACUCCAAAGAAAACUGAAGUUACUGAUCGUCUUCGUUCUGAAAUCAACAAAGUAGUCAACGAAUACAUUGAAAGUGGAGUGGCUGAACUAAUGCCUGGUGUUCUUUUCAUCGACGAGGUUCAUAUGCUUGACGUAGAAUGUUUUACCUAUCUCUAUCGCGCGCUCGAGUCCCCAAUGGCACCCGUCGUGGUUUUUGCAACUAACCGUGGAACCACAACAGUUCGUGGACUCGGCGAUAAGGCACCACAUGGAAUUCCUCCAGAAAUGCUCGAUCGGCUGAUGAUUAUUCCAACGAUGAAGUAUAACGAAGAAGACAUCCGGAAGAUUCUCGUUCAUCGUACCGAAGCUGAAAAUGUUCAAUUCGAAGAAAAAGCAUUUGAUCUUCUAAGUAAAGUUGGAGCUGAAAAAUCAUUGAGAUAUGCGUUACAAUUGAUUGCUCCAGCUCGUCUUUGUGCUCAAACGUGUGGAAGAGAGGUCAUUGAAGUAGAGGACGUGGACCGUUGUACCAAAUUGUUCAUGGAUCGUGGGGAGUCGUUGAAAAAGGCCGAAGAAGAGAUGCGACAACCUAAAAAUAAGAAGUGAUAUCCAUUCAUAUCCGCACAACGACUCGGUUUUCCAAUUUUGAUUUUUCGCCAAUUCAUUUCUUGUUUUUUAAAAUUAUUUUUCUUCUUCUACAACUUAUCUCAUUCCUCUCGAUCUUUCCUCAGUUGUUUCCCCACAUGUUGAGGAUCUUGUUAUUUCGUUCCGAUAGAUCCCCCAUUUUGCCCAAUUUGUUGUUCGAUUCCUAUUUUUAUACUGUUCCUAAAAAGAAAAAAAACGGUUUCAAG
Molecule: messenger RNA, 1782 nt
Organism: Caenorhabditis elegans
Lineage: Eukaryota; Metazoa; Nematoda; Chromadorea; Rhabditida; Rhabditidae
Gene: ruvb-1
Product: RuvB-like 1
Exons: 5
Coding region: 107-1537 (476 amino acids)
Biological process (GO): positive regulation of gene expression
Cellular component (GO): nucleus; cytoplasm
Molecular function (GO): ATP-dependent activity, acting on DNA; DNA helicase activity; ATP binding
Source: RefSeq, marked reviewed